GUUAAAAACUGAUGAAAUAUAAUUAUGUUCGCGCACCAUAGAAUGCGCUUACUCAAUGCCUUUGUUUACCAACUUUACGAUCUAAGAAAUUUUAUAGCAAUUUUUUUCAAGAUUAAAUAACAUUACUCUACAUAAUGGGCACACCCAAAAUCUGUACAGAAAUCAUUAAAUGCUUAAGAAACGUAUGGACUGAUCAAAUAUUGUUGGACUUUACAAUCAAGAUAAACGAUGACACAAUCACAUGUCAUAAGCUCGUUCUUGCGGCCUGCUCUGAAUUUUUCCAAGCGUUGUUUCGAUCAGGAAUGAGGGAGGUCACAGAAAACUGCGUUGAGUUAAAUGAUGUUUCCUAUGAAAUAUUUCAGUUGAUUCUGAAAACACUUUACACAGGUGUCAAUGUUUUAACGUUGGAUAAUUUCAUUCACGUUUGGAGGGCUGUGCACAUGUUGCAGAUCAACUUUAUGGUGAAAAUGUGUGAAAGAUUUGCAGCUUGCUCUAUUACAAUGGACAACUGGGAAAACUUGUAUGUAACAGCUAAACUUUUAGGUUCAACUUUUGUUCUAGAUAAGCUUCAUAGCUUCAUGUUACAAAACUUUGAUCAAAUAAGUCUUUCGGCAACAUAUCUACAACUGCCUUUCAACGAAGUUCGGGAAUUAAUAAAAAGCCAGGAUCUUUGUGUCAGUAGUGAAGAUAUUGUGUUAGAAUCUGUGAUAAGAUGGGUUGACUGCUAUGCUCCAAAUAAUACUAACACAGAUAUUCAAAACACAAACAAAAUAGUCGACACAGAAAAAGAUUGCAAUGAAUUGGAAAAAGUACCUUCUGGUAACUCGCUUAAUGUUGCAUUAACCGAGCAUGUAUCUAGAAAAGAUAAGCUGACAGAUUUAAUGAGUCUGGUGAGGAUAUAUCUUGUUAAUCCUGUGAUUUUAACACGAUUUUAUCAUCUUAAAAUGUGUUCUGAAAACAAAGACUUUAGAGAUAUAAUCGUCAGCGCUUUAUCGUACCAAGCCCAACCUUCAAGAGACGGCCAGUGGCCAUCGGCGGCUGUGCAUAGAUCAUGUAGUAGAUAUACAAAUGUUGGGGUUUAUGUGAAACGUUACGGACAGUUUAGAGCAAUCAGCGCCUGUGAUGAGAAGUGGCAUGAUUUGCCGAAUUGUGUUGAUUUAAAAGAAAGCAUCCAGCUGGUCAGCUUUGAUGGCGAACUUUACGCUACAGGGAAACGAUUCAACUUGCCAACCAAAAAUUGUAAACUCUUUGUCUUCUCUGAAAACAGCUGGAAAGAAGUUUUGAAUCUGCCCGGCCACAAUUUGUUACUUGUUUCUUAUGGACAAUUUAUUUACAUUUUAGACAAAGCCGAAAAUUUUAUAUAUAACAUAAAUCCAAAAAACAUGAAUCUAAAAAAGAUGACAAAGAUCCCGGCGGAUAUUGAUGUAAAGCACAUUAUUAGUUUUGAAAACACCCUGCUAUUGUUUUCCUCACUAGUUCAUAACGCCAAUGACAAAACAGUUGUUCAUUGUUACGAAAUUUCGUCUGACGCAUGUACCGAGCUAACUCACCUGGAUGGGCCAGCGGAACAACUGAUCAGCUUCAAGAACGACAAACACAGCUACAUAUUACAGACGAAUGGCUCAUUGUGGGUUAUUUUACUCGCAUCAUCCCUAAAAGGCAUCGAGAUAAAAUUUAUUUCAAAACUUUGGAGCUGCAACAAGAAAUUGUACGGAGCAUUGACCUACAACGACAAGCUGAUUAUUUUUGGAAAUGAUCCAAAUAACGAUUCGUCGGAAGCGAAAAAAUUAGUCACCGUUUCUGGACAUUUAGCCCACAUUUCACACUGGGGGCACGAGGAAGCAUGUUCUAAUUUUGUUCCAGUUACACUUCCAAAAAUAGCGUUACUUAGUAAACCCUGACACGCUUCUUAACUUGAAUAGAUAUUUUUUGAUAGAUUGUCUUACAAUAACAAAGCAGUUUAUUUGCAUUUACUAGCAGAUUUUGUUUUCUAAAUAUUUUAAAUUUAUUUUAUAAACAUUCAGAAUUUGUUUACAACUGACUAAUUUCGCAAAAAAAUUAGAAAGCAAUUUUGUAACGUUGCUAGAGUAAAUCUCAAUGCAA
This is a messenger RNA of Physella acuta, 2103 nucleotides long. Its product is annotated as kelch-like protein 8. NCBI's taxonomy places the organism in Eukaryota, Metazoa, Mollusca, Gastropoda, Physidae. Gene Ontology annotation, molecular function: protein binding. The record is from RefSeq and is a predicted model, not a curated record.